Messenger RNA from Anguilla anguilla (European eel), 4293 nucleotides. RefSeq names its product attractin (gene atrn). The transcript has 25 exons. Gene Ontology annotation, molecular function: protein binding. NCBI's taxonomy places the organism in Eukaryota, Metazoa, Chordata, Actinopteri, Anguilliformes, Anguillidae. Bases 342 to 4001 code for a protein of 1219 amino acids. Gene Ontology annotation, cellular component: Golgi apparatus. The record is from RefSeq and is a predicted model, not a curated record.
AGACGUCAUUUCCAGGUGUCAGUAGGCUCGAAGCUGUUGAGGAUUAAGGAGAAUGUGAACGAGGUUGCAAGAAAACUAGUCCCGCGGAGAGAUCUGGACCACCGAACGGGAACCGGGAGAGCUGUCCGAAAUUCCUGGGAACUUGGAGCACCACGGUACAAAUGAUUACAUCUUAAGUCUGUCGACCAGGAUCGAAGAAAGUGGGUCUAUUUUUGUUGCGAAUUGAACGCGAACAUUAUAGAGUACGGUGUGCUAAGGAUUUUUUUUUUUUUUGGUAACUGAAGCAAGAAUCUAGAAGGGACUACACAAAGACGAAACGCCGCUUGUGAAUUAUUGCGAGGAUGGACGGUGAGAUGCGGCGGGCCUUUGGUCGGAGCGCGAGCCGCGGUGUGUCCCCCCGAAGUCCGCCCGGCUCGGCGCUGCAAAGCCUGCUCUUGAUGAUCGCGGCUUUGGUCUUGCUUGGUCAGCCGUCCGCCGCGAAGGCGAAGGAAUGCGACAGAGUGUGUCUGAACGGACAGUGCAACCCCGUCACCGGCAACUGUUUGUGCGAUCCCGGUUGGGCUGGGGAGCAGUGCCAACACUGCGGGGGACGAUUCAGACUGACUGGACCCUCCGGGUUUCUGACCGACGGCCCUGGGAACUACAAGUACAAGACCAAGUGCACCUGGUUAAUUGAAGGAGAGCCCAACACCAUCCUCAGGCUCAGGUUCAACCACUUUGCCACGGAGUGCAGCUGGGACCACCUGUACGUGUACGAUGGGGACUCCAUCUACUCCCCCCUGCUGGCGGCGUUCAGUGGGCUCAUCGUCCCAGAGCGCUACACUAACGAGACGGUCCCGGAGGUGGUCUCCAAAUCCGGCUACGCCCUGCUGCACUUCUUCAGCGACGCUGCCUACAACCUGACCGGCUUCAACGUCUCUUACAGGAUAAACUCGUGCCCCAAUAACUGCUCGGGACACGGGGAGUGUCGGGUGGGCGGCACCAGCGAUUCGGUCUACUGCGAGUGCGAGGGCCAGUGGAAGGGGGAGGCGUGCGACGUCCCGUACUGCGCGUGGGACUGCGGGUACCCCGAGCGGGGCGUCUGCCAGCCCAACGGCACCAAGGGCUGCCUGUGCCAACCGGGCUGGCAAGGUCCCGAUUGCUCCAUACCCGUCCCGGCGAACCGUUCGUUCUGGACCCGGGAGGAGUACUCGGUGCCGAGCCUGGCUCGGGCGUCCCAUAAGGCCGUGGUGGACCGGGACGUCAUGUGGGUCAUCGGGGGGUACAUGUUCAACUACUCCGAGUACAACAUGGUGCAAGCGUAUAACGUGACCUCUCAGGAAUGGCUGACUCUCAACCGAUCCGUCAACUCCGUCACGGGACGCUAUGGGCACUCCCUGGCCCUGCACGAGGGCAAGAUCUACAUGUACGGGGGAAAGAUCGACUCCACGGGCAACGUGACCAGCCAGCUGUGGGUGUUCCACGUGCACAACCAGUCCUGGGUCCUGGCGGGCCCGCGGGCCAAGGAGCAGUACGCGGUGGUGGGGCACUCCGCCCACGUGGUGCCGCUGGGCCAGGACGCCCCCGUCAUGCUGGUCAUCUUCGGCCACUGCCCCCUCUACGGGUACAUCAGCAAAGUGCAGGAGUACAACCUCGCCACCAACACCUGGCGCAUCCUGAAGACCAACGGCGCCCUGGUGCAGGGGGGCUACGGGCACAGCAGCGUGUACGACGCCAACACCCGCGCCAUCUACAUCCACGGCGGGUACAAGGCCUUCAGCGCCAACAAGUACGGCCUGGCCGACGACCUCUACAAGUACCAGGUGGACACCAACAUGUGGACGAUCCUGAAGGACAGCGGCUUUUUCCGCUACCUGCACACGGCGGUGAUCGUGAGCGGCACCAUGCUGGUGUUCGGCGGGAACACCCACAACGACACGUCCAUGAGCCACGGGGCCAAGUGCUUCUCCUCCGACUUCAUGGCCUACGACCUGGCCUGUGACGAGUGGUCGGUGCUGCCCAGACCGGACCUCCACCAUGACGUCAACCGCUUCGGACAUUCGGCAGUCUACAGCAACAGUGUGAUGUACGUGUUUGGCGGCUUUAACAGCCUGCUCCUCAGCGACGUGCUCAUGUUCACUCCGGCGAGCUGCUCCGCGUUUUCGAGCGCGCCCUCCUGCCGCGCCGCCUGGCCCGGCAUCCGCUGCGUCUGGAACAGCAGCCUGGGGGCCUGCCUGCCCUGGGACGCCGCCACCCCCCAGGAGGAGCAGCAGCUGCUGGCCGCCUGCCCCCCGAAAGCAUACGCCGACAACGAGAAGUGCGACCAGUACACGGACUGCUACAGCUGCACCGCCAACACCAACGGCUGCCAGUGGUGCGCAGACCAGUGCGUGUCCGUGAGCAGCAACUGCACCGCCGUCACGGGUCCCAUCGCGGAGUACGAGACGUGCCCCAAGGACAACCCCGAGUACGUGUGCAACAAGAAGACCAGCUGCAAGAGCUGCGCCAUGGACCAGAACUGCCAGUGGGAACCGCGCAACCAGGAGUGCAUCGCCCUGCCCGAGAACAUCUGCGGGGAGAGCUGGCACCUGGUGGGGAACUCGUGCCUGAAGUUCAUCACGGCGAAGGACUCGUACGACAACGCCAAGCUGACCUGCCGCAGCCACAACGCCGUGCUGGCCUCCCUCACCACGCAGAAGAAGGUGGAGUUCGUCCUGAAGGAGCUGCAGAUCAUGACCGUGCUGUACAAGGCCACGGUGACUCCGUGGGUGGGGCUGAGGAAGAUCAACAUCUCGUACUGGUGCUGGGAGGACAUGUCUCCCUUCACCAACACCUCCCUGCAGUGGCUCCCCGGGGAGCCCAGCGACGCCGGCUUCUGCAGCUACCUGGCCGAGCCCGCCUCCAGCGGCCUGCGGGCCGCCACCUGCGUCAACUCCGUCAACGGCAGCCUGUGCGAGCGCCCGGCCAAUCACAGCGCGAAGCAGUGCCGGACCCCCUGUGCGCUGCGGUCCACCUGCAGCGAGUGCACCAGCAGCAGCUCGGAGUGCAUGUGGUGCAGCAACAUGAAGCAGUGCGUGGACUCCAACGCCUACGUGGCCUCCUUCCCCUUCGGACAGUGCAUGGAGUGGUACACCAUGAACAGCUGCCCACCGGAGAACUGCUCCGGCUACCGCACCUGUGGGCAGUGCCUGGACCAGCCGGGCUGCGGGUGGUGCACGGACCCCAGCAACACGGGGCGCGGCCAGUGCAUCGAGGGCUCGUACCGCGGGCCCUUCCAGACCGCCAGCCCCUCCCUCUACCAGCAGCCCGCCCUCAACGUCACCAUGUGCCCCCACGAGGACAAGUACAACUGGUCCUUCAUCCAGUGCCCCGCAUGCCAGUGCAACGGCCACAGCCGCUGCGUCAACGAGAGCGUGUGCGAGAAGUGUGAGGACCUGACCACCGGCAAGCACUGUGAGAGCUGCAUCUCCGGUUACUACGGCGACCCCACCAACGGGGGCACCUGCCAGCCCUGCAAGUGUAACGGGCACGCGAGCAUGUGCAACACCAACAACGGGAAGUGCUUCUGCACCACCAAGGGCAUCAAGGGGGACCGCUGCCACCUGUGUGAGGUAGAGAACCGUUACCAGGGCAACCCCCUCAAAGGAACUUGCUACUACACUCUCCUGAUCGACUACCAGUUCACCUUCAGCCUGUCUCAGGAGGACGACCGCUAUUACACCGCCAUCAACUUCGUGGCCACGCCCGAGGAGCAAAACCGUGACCUGCACAUGUUCAUCAACGCUUCCAAGAACUUCAACCUCAACAUCACCUGGGCCAUCAGCUUUGCAGCGGGGACCCAGGCUGGAGAGGAGUUCCCCAUCGUCUCCCGGAGCAACGUCAAGGAAUUCAAGGACAGCUUCUCCAACGAGAAGUUUGACUUCCGCAACAACCCCAACAUCACUUUCUUUGUGUACGUCAGCAACUUCACCUGGCCCAUUAAGAUACAGCAGGUAGCCUUCCGCGGGCCCAGAGAGCCGUGAGGAUGAUUCGGGGACAGCUGGUCUGGGUUCUCCCGCCCUGUAGCCUUAAAAAGCUCGCCGGUCUCUGUGUGGCCUGCUCCUCUCUCCCAAGCACCUUCUCUCUUUGUUUGGGGUUUCGCUUUCUGUUUCUUUAUCUUCCACCGUCCCAACACCCACCUCACCGCACUUCCCAUUUCAUCCACGCUCGCGUACGCUACUGAUUUACUGACCGUCACUUCCCGUUGCACUAUUGUCAAGCGUUCACUUAGUCGUAUACUUUUCAAUAAUAAAUUCUUGAUAAUUUUUUCCCCUU